This is a messenger RNA of Drosophila bipectinata, 1209 nucleotides long. RefSeq names its product NADH dehydrogenase (ubiquinone) complex I, assembly factor 6 homolog sicily (gene sicily). Gene Ontology annotation, cellular component: mitochondrion. Lineage: Eukaryota; Metazoa; Arthropoda; Insecta; Diptera; Drosophilidae. The record is from RefSeq and is a predicted model, not a curated record. Gene Ontology annotation, biological process: mitochondrial respiratory chain complex I assembly; biosynthetic process.
GUAACCUAGAUCUUGGUCACACCAAAUAACCGAGUCAGCUGAAAAAAAAAACAGAUGCGGCGCCUGGUACGAAGUUGGAAUGACCGAUUGUUACUCAAUGCCGGUUACGGGAAAUAUAUCGCCAGACAUGCGGGCAGCCAGCAACAGAUCAAAACCAACAAGGAACAUGUGGGCGACGCAGAGAGCAAUGGACACGGGGCAAAGCACUGCAUGAACCUGGUUAAAAAAUACGACUACGAAAAUUAUCUGAGUACACUGCUGCUUCCCCGUGAGUUGCGACGAGCAGCCUUUGCUCUACGGGCUUUUAACGUAGAGAUUUCCAGAUCAGUCAGCGGAAAAACCAUUGAACCGCAAAUAGGAAAAUUGCGUCUCAAGUUCUGGUAUGACUCCAUUAACAAGUGCUUUGAAGAGGACUCCCAAGGCUCCUACAUAAAGGACCAACCCGUGUUACGCGAGCUGAAGAACACAGUCGGCACCCGAAAGCUAAGCAGGAUCUACCUGCGGCGUCUGGUUACAGCUAGAGAACGCCCUGUCAACAAAGCCUUUGAAUCCCUGAAGGAACUGGAAGAGUAUGCCGAACAAGCCUUCUCCUCACUGCUGCACUUGCUGGUGGAAGUGAGCGAAGUGCGCGACGUACAGGUUGACCAUGCAGCCUCCCAUUUGGGCAAGGCGCAGGGCAUCGCCACUCUUUUGCGGGCCGUUCCCCUUGCUGGUCGAAAACAGGUUGUUUGUGUGCCGAUAGAGGUACUCAUUCGGCACGGCGUCAGUCAGGAGCGAAUCAUCCGUGGCGAGAGUGGAGAUAAGGGUGUGGAGGAGUGUAUCUUCGAGGUGGCUAGUGCUGCGAAUACGCAUCUUACCUUGGCGCGGCAGUUGCAUGAUCAGGUCCCGCGGCUGGUGCGAAAGAUAUUUCUCUCCGCUGUUUCUACAGAAGGCUAUCUGGAGCGUUUACGGCGCGCCAAUUUCCAAUUGACCCACAAAAGCUGCGUUGGACGGGACUCCAUGCUGCCGGCUCGACUCUUGUGGAAAUCACUCUUUAAUCGGUUCUAAUGUCAACUUUGUUUCUUUAUUCAACUUUAUUUCAACUUUAGUAUCAGUUUUAAUAGAAGUGAUCUAUUCACUUCAGAAAAUAAAUCAGUUAAAAUUACUCUUGGUCCUAAGAUGGAACUUGCUUCCCUUUCAGGUAAUUAAACCACAAUUUAAUUGCGGAAA